This is a messenger RNA of Daucus carota subsp. sativus, 1110 nucleotides long. RefSeq names its product L-Ala-D/L-amino acid epimerase. NCBI's taxonomy places the organism in Eukaryota, Viridiplantae, Streptophyta, Magnoliopsida, Apiales, Apiaceae. Bases 1 to 1110 code for a protein of 369 amino acids. Gene Ontology annotation, molecular function: racemase and epimerase activity, acting on amino acids and derivatives. The record is from RefSeq and is a predicted model, not a curated record. The transcript has 6 exons.
AUGUCUGCAUUAGUUAACCUAUUGAAUGUUACUGUGAAUGUGCAAAAUGCACAAGGCAGGCCCCUGAAUAUACCUUUCAGUGACUCAAUCAGCAUUGCGAAUUCAAUGUUAUUAAAGGCGGAAAAUGUUGCUAUACGAGUUGAGCUGACCAAUGGUUCUGUAGGUUGGGGAGAGGCUCCCACUCUCCGUCCAAUAACCGCAGAGGAUCAGUCACUAGCUUUGGCCAAGGUGACUGAGGUGUGUGAUAUGUUGGCGAAGAUAGAUACUGAAAUGCCUCUGAGUUCAUUGUUGAGUGAGGUCGGACGGAUUCUGCAAGGACACAAAUUUGUUUCUGUGAGAGCUGGUGUUGAGAUGGCCCUCAUUGAUGCAGUUGCCAACAUGAUCGGCGUGCCACUGUGGAGAGUGUUUGGUGGGGUUUCCAACACUAUCAGCACAGAUAUCACAAUUCCAAUUGUUUCAUCUGCCAAGGCUUAUCAACUGGCUUCUGACUAUCAAACUAAAGGAUUUAAAACUUUAAAACUCAAGGUAGGAAAGAACCUUAAUUCAGAUAUAGAGAUGCUUAGAGCUGUACGCAGGGCGCACCCUGAUUGCUCCCUUAUCCUGGAUGCCAAUGAAGGGUACUCCUCUUCGGAAGCUAUACAAGUUCUCCAGACAUUGCAUGAAAUGAAGUUGUUGCCAGUUCUGUUUGAGCAACCGGUCCAUAGUAGUGACUGGGAAGGUCUUGGUCAGGUUACCAAGAUUGCAAAAGAGAAAUAUGGCGUAUCUGUUGCAGCUGAUGAGAGUUGCCGGGGCCUGGACGAUGCAAAGAUGAUCAUUGAAAGAAAUCUGGCAGACGUCAUCAACAUCAAGAUGGCAAAACUUGGGGUACUUGGAGCCAUUGAAAUCAUUGAAUUGGCAAAAGCAUCUGGUUUGGAGCUUAUGAUCGGUGGGAUGGCUGAGAGCAGACUUGCAGUAGGUUUUUCUGGUCACCUUGCUGCAGGGCUCGGAUGUUUCAAAUAUAUUGAUCUAGAUUCCCCAUUUCAUCUCUCAGAAGAUCCGGUGCUUGACGGUUAUGAAGUUUCUGGGCCUGUUUACGAGUUCACAAACAAGGCAGUUUUAUCAGCAAUGUAG